AUGAUUUUCUUAUCGAAUAUAUGGAUUUUCAAAAUGAUACAAGCAAAUCAUGUCACCAUGGCAACAAAUAAUAGUAAUAAUAAUAAUAGUAAGCAUAAUUUAUUAUUUAAUUCUGAUGGAAACAUUUUCAAUAUGGAAACACAGAUGGAUUUGAUUCAUCGUUUACCACGUUACACACAAAUAUUGUCAUCGUCGUCGUCAUCGUCAUCAUCAUCAUCAUCUUCGUCACCGUCAGCAAUAACACCAGUUCUAGGUACAGAAUUAAUUCAACUUAGUCAUAAUUGUAUAGUCUAUGAUGAAACACCAGCUCAAUAUAAUUUACUUGAUGAAACUAAUGGAAAUACAUGUCAAUUAUUAUCAUCAUCAUCCUUCUCAUCCUCAUCCUCAUCAUCAUCAUCAUUAUCGAGUAUACCAAUGAUUCAAAUAAAAAAUUCCGAGAAAUUAUUCAUUAAUAUGAAAAUUAUUACAACAGCAAAUCCCAUGGCAAAAUAUUUUAAUAUUAAUCCAAAUAAUUAUACAUUGUAUACAAGUCAACAUAUUGAUCGUGAAGAAUUAUGUAAUCAAGCAAUGCUCAUGACUGAUACAUCGUCUAUACCGGAUUCAUUACGAACAUGUUGUAUAAAUCGUCGAAAGGAAUGUAUUUUCCCAUUGAAUAUACUUGUACAGACAAGAAUUGAAGGAAUACAUGUUGGAUCCAGGUUACCUUUACCAUUAGCGGAAGAUUUAGAUUGUGUAGACUAUAAUAUUGUACGUUAUCAGCUACUUACACAAGGUGAUGAUACAUUUGAAUUGAUUCAAUUAUCAAAUGAUUUAAUCAAUAAUCUACCUUCAUUAGUUCCAUCUACCUCAAUUAAUAAUGAUAAUAAUCAACUAAUCUAUUCAAAUUAUAAUAGUUUAUCUUAUAAUAGACAAAUGGAACAUCCAUUUACUUAUCAUCAAUCGAAUACAUUAUCACCAAUAAAUCAAUUAUUACCAUAUCAAAAUCGACCAGAACAAUUAUAUUUAAAAGUUACGAAACCAUUAGAUUGGGAAACUAAACGUAGCUAUCAAUUUAUAUUAACUGCUGAAGAUAAUGGAUCACCAGCAUUUACCGGUGAAAUGAGUUUGAUGAUCAUUGUCACUGAUGAAAAUGAUAAUCAUCCUAUAUUUCGUAAUAAAAGUUUAAUGAUUAGUGUACCAGAAAAUUCACCUGAAGGUUUACAUCUUAUACAAUUAAUUGCUGAUGAUCCAGAUGAUGGAAAAUCUGGUCAAAUUAUUUAUAGUUUAAUAAACAAUGAUGUCAACAUUAAACCACCAUCCUCAUCCUCAUCAUCAUUAUCAUCGCUAUCGAAUAGUAAUGACCAUUCCAAUCAACGUCAAUUACAUAACAAUACUCAUACUACUAAUAAUAGUAAUGAAAUGAAGAAAAGCUUAUUUGAAAUUGAUUCUAAAACUGGUUGGUUAAUUAUAAAUGGACAUUUAGAUUAUGAAAUAUCAAAACAUCAUCUUCUACGUGUCAUAGCUCGUGAUCAAUCGAAUCAUCCAGGAUUUGAUGAAGCAAUCAUUAGUGUUUAUAUUACAGAUAUCAAUGAUAUUGCACCACAGAUUACAGUAGAAUCCGUAAAUCAUAUUUCAUCAAGUCAAUCGAUUAUUGAUAAUCAUAAUAAUCAAUAUAAGAAUAAUAUAUUACAAGUGUAUAUCAAUGAAACUCCUGGACAUAAUAUAAUGAAUUAUAAAUUAGAAAAUGAAUAUACUACUCAUGAUAAUUUAUUACCAACUAUGAUACAAUUAUUAGCUUUUGUAGUUGUAAAUGAUCCAGAUACUGGUCCCGGUGGUACAUUUCAAUGUCAUUUAGAAUUAAACACAAUAGAUAACAAUGAUAAUCAUAAUAAAGCAUUUAGAUCCAAGUUACAUUAUCCAACACAAUAUACAUUGAAUGAACAAAAUCAUUAUUUAUCAUUCAUUCCAACUCCUAGUACUAAUACUAUUCGUAGUACUACUGGUACUAUAAGUCAUAGUUCAAUUGUUGGAAUGUUUCAAUUAAAUCCAAUAUCUAAUUUCAAUUAUGAAUUAAAUACAAUUUAUGGAUUUGAUUAUGAAUUUAGUAAACAGAAUCAGUAA
This is a messenger RNA of Schistosoma mattheei, 2100 nucleotides long. Lineage: Eukaryota; Metazoa; Platyhelminthes; Trematoda; Strigeidida; Schistosomatidae. The record is from the annotation of a GenBank genome assembly.